AAAAUAACAAGAUCAUAUAAAUAACUCACUAUUCCUAUAGUGCAAACUGCAAACUCUCUCCCAAUGGCAAUGAAAGUUGUUGUGGUGUUGUUCCUUGCAAUGCUUGUAUUCUUGGGCCAUAGUGCUAUGGCACAACAACGUGACCCAGUAUGUGCAGCAUUUUGUGUACUAAGGUGCCAAAAAAGGCCAGUGUGCCUAACUAGGUGCCUUGCAGGAUGCAUUAUAAGUGCAAACAUAGACAAAUCAGUGGAUACUGAGGCUGAAAUUCGAAACCGUGUCUGUAAUGUUGGAUGUUCUCUUGGCCAUUGUUCCAAAUUUCUGGUCCAAUAUGAUAAUGAGAAGUUUGGAAGUUGCAUGACAAGCUGUAGUGAGAACUAUUGCAUUGGCAGUGCUCUAGAGAAAGCUUAGGAAGAAGCAUUAGCUUGCUCUAAUGCCUAAGUAAAAUUAGUGCCACAAAGUAUGUGUCUAUGACACUGUACUACUAUUAAUUACUUUUGUGGUUGUAAUUUCCUUAAUUAUGUAAUUGUUCUGCAUGCUUCUGUAUUGAAUAAAACUCCAGUACUUCCUAUUAAGCA
Lycium barbarum (goji berry) is the source of this 575-nucleotide messenger RNA. RefSeq lists its product as uncharacterized. The transcript has 3 exons. The record is from RefSeq and is a predicted model, not a curated record. Bases 64 to 408 code for a protein of 114 amino acids. NCBI's taxonomy places the organism in Eukaryota, Viridiplantae, Streptophyta, Magnoliopsida, Solanales, Solanaceae.